Hipposideros armiger (great roundleaf bat) is the source of this 3660-nucleotide messenger RNA. It is a transcript of the gene EGF, whose product is annotated as epidermal growth factor. Bases 1 to 2829 code for a protein of 942 amino acids. Gene Ontology annotation, cellular component: plasma membrane. The transcript is spliced from 20 exons. Gene Ontology annotation, molecular function: Wnt receptor activity; calcium ion binding; Wnt-protein binding. Gene Ontology annotation, biological process: epidermal growth factor receptor signaling pathway; canonical Wnt signaling pathway; positive regulation of cell population proliferation. The record is from RefSeq and is a predicted model, not a curated record. Lineage: Eukaryota; Metazoa; Chordata; Mammalia; Chiroptera; Hipposideridae.
AUGGUGAUCAUGAUGAAGGACACACAUAAAAGCAAGGAGAUUAGACUUCUUAAGAACCAUGAAGGGAUCAAGCAUUGUCCCCUGUCAAAAUACACCUCUACUUCAAAUAAACCAUCUUGUCUUUUAGAUCAGAAACUCUGCAAACUGAGGAAAAGCAACUGCAGAGGCAGCGUGUGUGGGCAAGACCCUAAGUCCCACCUGUGUACGUGUGCGGAAGGAUAUGCUUUAAGCCAGGACGGAAAGUACUGUGAAGAUAUCAACGAAUGUGCCUUUUGGAAUCAUGGCUGUACUCUUGGGUGUGAAAACAUCCCUGGAUCCUAUUAUUGCACAUGCCCCGUAGGAUUUGUUCUGCUUCCUGGUGGGAAACGGUGUCACCAAUUAAUUUCCUGCCCAAUCAAUGCAUCUGAGUGCAGCCAUGACUGUGUUCUGACUUCAGAUGGUCCCAUAUGUUUCUGUCCUGAAGGCUCAGUGCUUGAGGCAGAUGGAAAAACGUGUAGUGGCUGUUCAUCACCUGAUAAUGGUGGAUGUAGCCAGCUCUGCCUUCCUCUCAGCCCAGUGUCCUGGCAGUGUGAUUGUCUUCCUGGGUAUGACUUACAACUGGAUAAAAAAAGCUGUGUAGCUUCAGGACCACAACCGUUUUUGCUGUUUGCCAAUUCUCAAGAUAUUCGACACAUGCAUUUUGAUGGAACAGAUUAUGAAAGCCUGCUCAGCCAGCAAAUGGGAACAGUUUUUGCCCUAGAUCAUGACCCUGUGGAAAAUAAGGUAUACUUUGCCCAUACAACCCUGAAGUGGAUAGAGAGAGCCAAUAUGGAUGGUUCUCAGCGAGAAAGGCUUAUCGAGGACGCAGUUGAUGUGCCAGAAGGUCUUGCGAUAGAUUGGAUUAACCGUAAACUCUAUUGGACAGACAGAGGGAAAUCUGUCAUUGAAGGCAGUGAUUUAAGUGGAAAACAUCGUGAAAUAAUCAUUAAGGAGGACAUCUCUCAGCCACGAGGAAUUGCUGUUCAUCCAAUGGCCAAGAGAUUAUUCUGGACUGAUAUGGGGAUUAAUCCACGAAUUGAAAGUUCUUCCCUUCAAGGCAUUGGCCGACUGGUUAUCGCUAGCUCUGAGCUGGUCUGGCCCAGCGGAAUAACGAUUGAUUUCUUAACUGAUAAAUUGUAUUGGUGCGAUGCCAAGCAGUCUGUGAUUGAAAUGGCCAAUCUGGACGGUUCGAAACGCCAAAGACUUGCCCAGAACGAUGUAGGUCGACCAUUUGCUGUGGCCGUGUUUGGGGAUGACGUGUGGUUCUCUGACUGGACUGUGCCAUCGGUAAUAAGGGUGAACAAGAGGACUGGCCAAAAUAGGGUAUGUCUCCGAGGCAGCAUGCUGAAGCCCUCAUCACUGGUUGUAGUUCAUCCAUUGGCAAAACCAGGAGCAGAUCCCUGCUUAUAUCAAAAUGGAGGCUGUGAACAUAUUUGCAAACAGAAGUUUGGAACUGCUCAGUGUUCGUGUCGUGAAGGUUUUGUGAAAGCCCCAGAUGGGAAAAUGUGUCUGGCUCUAAAUGGCCAUCAGAUAUCGACAGGUAGUGAAACAGACCUAAGUCAAGGAACGCCAUCGGACAUCCUAUCCAGCAGUCCAGCAUUAGAAGAUAACAGCACAGAAUCCCGACAUAUGCUAGUGGCCGAAAUCAUGGUGUCAGAUGACGACGACUGUGGUCCUGUGAGAUGUGGUAUCCACUCUCGAUGUGUUUCAGAGGGAGAAGUUGCCAUGUGUCAGUGUUUGAGAGGAUUUGCUGGGGAUGGAAAAGUAUGUUCUGAUAUAGAUGAAUGUGAGAUGGGUAUCACAGUUUGCCUACAUCCCUCCUCCAAGUGCAUCAAUACUGAAGGCAGCUAUGUCUGCCAGUGCUCUGAAGGCUACCGAGGAGACGGGACUCACUGUCUUGAUAUUGAUGAAUGCCAACUGGACACGCACACCUGUGGGGAAAAUGCCACCUGUACAAAUACAGAGGGAAACUACACCUGCAUGUGUGCCGGCAGCCUGUCUGAACCCGGACAAAUGUGCCCUGACUCAACUGCACUCGCUCCUCUCAGGGAAGAGGGCCAGUAUUCUGUGAGAAACAGCUACCCAGAAUGCCCCCCGUCCCACGCCGGCUACUGUCUUCACGACGGAGUGUGUAUGUACAUUGAAGCCGUGGACAACUAUGCAUGCAACUGUGUCGUUGGCUACGUUGGAGAGCGAUGUCAGCACCGAGACUUGAAAUGGUGGGAAUUGCGCCAUGCUGGCCACGGGCGGCAGUGGGACAUCACAGUGGUGGCUGUCUGCAUGGUGGUGCUCGUCCUGCUGCUGCUUCUGGGGCUGUGGGGCACUCACUACUACAGGACUAAGAAGCUACUAUCAAAAAAUCCAAAGAACCCUUAUGAAGAGUCUAACAGAGAAGUGAGCAUUACCAGGCCUGCAGACAGAGAGGCUGGGAUGUCCUCCUGCCCCCAACCUUGGUUUGUGGUUAUAAAAGAACAUCAGAACCUCAGUAAUGGGAACCAACCUGUUACCCUCCAGGAUGGCCAGGCAGCAGGAGGGGGCCAGUUUCUCUCCCGAGAGCCCGGGUCAGUGCAACCGACAUCAUGGAGGAAGGAGCCCCAGGUGUGUCUGGGCACAGAGCAAGGCUGCUGCAAUUCACCACCCAGCGAUAAUGGCUCUGGUCCCCAGGGAGUGGAGAGCAGCUUUUCUCUCCCCUCCUAUGUGGCGAGGCCCAUUGUUGUGGGGGCUGAGAGGCCCCGUUCUCUCCUGUCAGCUAACCCAUUAUGGCAACAAAGGGCCCGGGAUUCACCAUACCAAAUGGAACAGAAUCAGUGAAAAUUAGAAUUAAAAAGGAAGUUAAAGAAGAGCAAACCGUAUAUAUAGACUGUAAUACUUUGUUUCCAAAAGUAGAGGGAAAAUACAAAUUUUGGCUUCACAAUUUCUACAACUAAUCACCUGAUCAGCAUCCUGAAAACAAAUAUGUAUUGUGCUUUUGUUUUUCCUUCAAGAAGUCCCACUGCAGAUUUUCAAGUCAGAGUAAUGGGGAGAACCACUCGGUAACUCCUUAGAAGUUAAGUGGGGACAGUUGUGCUGUAUCAACUGUGUUGUCUUGAAUAAGCAAUAGAUCCUCCCUUGCUACCCCACCCCCACACAGCCCCAAAAGAAAACUGAGAUAAAGGCAGGCAGUCAUACUGAUUUGAUCAGUUAUAAAAUAAUUUCUUUUAUCUGGACAGAGCAUUUAGCUCAAUCUCAUGAAAUGGUUAGAAUAUUAAAAUUACUAUAUGAUACAUUGUAGGCAUUUAACUUAUCAUUGGUGUGAUCCGUGCCGGUAAUUUUGCAGUAUGAAUUAUAAUAAAUUAAUGAAAAUUGUAUUAACUUAGAACCUGAUUUCUUCAGAAUUAGAUGGUUUAUUUUUUCUGUUUUACAAUCUUUAAAUGAAAACAUUUUUAAAACAUUACCCAAGAGACUUCAGGGUUUCUUAGUCCUUCUAUCCUUCCCCCCACAGAAGAUUUUUUUCUAAUGAAAAUGGUAAAUUCCCCUUUUAUGUGUUUGCACAGAAUUUUUACUUAUAUUCAAAUAUGAGAUUAUAAGCAAACUGCAGAUUUAUUUUCAUUAUGAACAGCAAUCAAUUUCUUUUCAUUGAAAUAAAAUCACCUUAAAACAUGA